UGCGCAGGCGCCAGCCGUGGGCGGGAACAUGACCCGGAAAAGGAAGUGUCCGAGUCCGGGCGUCCAACAUGUCGUCGUCCGCCGCCGCAGUUUGUGUCAACCACUUCUGGGCCGAGGAGGAGACUUCCCUCCUGCUGCAGCAACUCAAACAUGUCAACAUCUCCAAGUUCCUCGACGGCCGCAAAACCAGAAACGGGCAAGUGUUUAAGAAGGUGGCCAAAGAAAUGGCGGGCGCGGGCUUCAGUCGCACGGCCGAGCAGGUGCGAGUGAAGUGGAAGCGCAUGAAGAGACUUUACUACCAGACCAAGAAGGACAGCAGGAGGAACUUACACAUCGCACUUCUCUGUCCACACUACCAACUCAUUGAAGACCUGAUAGGACGGCCGCCUGCUUCCGGGUCAGGUAACCAUGAGAGUUUGCCAGAGGACCAGGCAGACCCCAACGAGGAUUCAGAAGGUCACCCGGACAACGAGGACGAAGCUCUCACAAUAAUGGAGGAGGAGCAGACCGCCGGGUCUUCAUAUUUGACUCACUCGCCGUCGUAUGUUUGUGCUCCUCAGAGACUUACCGGGCGACGGGCUGAGGUGGAACGCUUUACUUCCGGCAUGGAGAGAAUCCACGGUGUCUUGAUUGAACAGUUGGAGCAGAGCCAAGAGUCCCAGGAAAGACUUGUGAACACCAUCCUUCAAAGCAACCAGUUGAUGGUCUCUGCUCUCCUGGACGCCAUCCACAGUCUGAAGCCACACCCACCUUAACCACCUCGCCGUGACUCGGUCAGUGGUUACACUCCACUGAAGAGCUUUAUAUAUAUUUAUUUAUUUUCUUGUUUUAAUGCAAGUCAUUUAUUUUGGAAAAAUGAUCCAAACAGCUUAUCCUCUUCAGGUUCGAGGGGCUGGAGCCUAUCCUAGUUAACUUUAGACUGCCGGUCAACACCUGUGAACAAUUUACCAUCUUUUCUGGACUAUAGAGCACACUGGUAUAUACUGUACGCCUCACCCACUAAAUUUUAAAAGAAAAAAUCAUUUCCCUAUAUAAGUCGCAGAUAUAUUCGCCGUGAAAUGAGUUAUUUACACAGAAAUGUUUUUAAAACGUUCAUUUACAUACAUAAGUGUUUCCAAACGGUGUGUGUGUAACGGGGCAGUAAAACGGCGGUUCAAACAAAACAGAAGUCAUGCUCAUGGACCCACUAGCUGCAGAAGCUAGCUCUCCAAUCAGCUAAAUAACUCCACACUGACGUUUUGAUGAAGUUAAGGAACUGAAACAAUACAAACAUAAUGCCGUUGUAAGUUAAUAAAACUAACCCAGACACGUAUAAACAUGUUAGCAUAUUAGCUAAUGCCAAAGACUCUAGCUUGAUUACAUUAUGAUAGCACGUACAAAUAUGCAUAAAAACACUUACAGACAUCACACAUGUAGUAAGUUUGAAUUGUUGGAGGUAUGUUGUAAAACUUAAAUGUUGCUUGGAGUGGUGAACCCAUAUGAGUAGAAACGCUAUGGACAACUAGAAGACGGAACAGCACUUGUAUUUACGGUUAGUGAGGGAAGUCAUCCAAAAGAUGGCGCCAUAGCACAAAUAUGUUCAGUGUCUUUGCUUGUGUUUUUUUUUAAACUAUUUGCAUUAUGGUCGUCAGCCAAGAAAAAUCCACAAAUGACCUGCACCAUUUUGUAAGCCGCAGGGUUCAAAGCGUAGGGGAAAAGUAACGCCUUAUAGUCUGGAAUUUACUUUAAAAACAUUUCACUUCAAUUAAAAUCCAAAGAAAGGUAGUCAAUCAAAAAUAAAUAGAUUUAAUGAGAGCAACAUUGAAAAAGGUAAAAGUUUGCACACUUUAUUCCUGUCAAACACUUUCAUUAAGGAACAUGAUGAAUAUUUAAUAACAUGAUGGAAUAUUUAAUAACAUGAUGGAAUAUUUAAUAACAUAUAUUUAAUAACAUGAUGAAUAUUUAAUAACAUGAUGGAAUAUUUAAUAACAUGAUGAAUAUUUAAUAACAUGAUGGAAUAUUUAAUAACAUAUAUUUAAUAACAUGAUGGAAUAUUUAAUAACAUGAUGGAAUAUUUAAAGACAUGAUGGAAUAUUUAAUAACAGGAUGGAAUAUUUAAUAACAUAUAUUUAAUAACAUGAUGAAUAUUUAAUAACAUGAUGGAAUAUUUAAUAACAUGAUGAAUAUUUAAUAACAUGAUGGAAUAUUUAAUAACAUGAUGAAUAUUUAAUAACAUGAUGGAAUAUUUAAUGACAUGAUGGAAUAUUUAAUAAUAUGAUGGAAUAUUUAAUAACAAGAUGAAUAUUUAAUAACAUGAUGGAAUAUUUAAAGACAUGAUGGAAUAUUUAAUAACAUGAUGGAAUAUUUAAUAACAUAUAUUUAAUAACAUGAUGAAUAUUUAAUAACAUGAUGGAAUAUUUAAUAACAUGAUGAAUAUUUAAUAACAUGAUGGAAUAUUUAAUAACAUAUACCGGUAUUUAAUAACAUGAUGGAAUAUUUAAUAACAUGAUGGAAUAUUUAAAGACAUGAUGGAAUAUUUAAUAACAUGAUGUAAUAUUUAAUAACGUGAUGUAAUAUUUAAUAACAUGAUGGAAUAUUUAAUAACAUAUAUUUAAUAACAUGAUGAAUAUUUAAUAACAUGAUGGAAUAUUUAAUAACAUGAUGAAUAUUUAAUAACAUGAUGGAAUAUUUAAUAACAUAUAUUUAAUAACAUGAUGGAAUAUUUAAUAACAUGAUGGAAUAUUUAAAGACAUGAUGGAAUAUUUAAUAACAGGAUGGAAUAUUUAAUAACAUAUUUAAUAACAUGAUGGAAUAUUUAAUAACAUGAUGGAAUAUUUAAUAACAUGAUGAAUAUUUAAUAACACGAUGGAAUAUUUAAUAACAUGAUGAAUAUUUAAUAACAUGAUGGAAUAUUUAAUAACAUAUAUUUAAUAACAUGAUGGAAUAUUUAAUGACAUGAUGGAAUAUUUAAUAAUAUGAUGGAAUAUUUAAUAACAAGAUGAAUAUUUAAUGACAUGAUGGAAUAUUUAAAGACAUGAUGGAAUAUUUAAUAACAUGAUGGAAUAUUUAAUAACAUAUAUUUAAUAACAUGAUGAAUAUUUAAUAACAUGAUGGAAUAUUUAAUAACAUGAUGAAUAUUUAAUAACAUGAUGGAAUAUUUAAUAACAUAUACCGGUAUUUAAUAACAUGAUGGAAUAUUUAAUAACAUGAUGGAAUAUUUAAAGACAUGAUGGAAUAUUUAAUAACAUGAUGUAAUAUUUAAUAACGUGAUGUAAUAUUUAAUAACAUGAUGGAAUAUUUAAUAACAUAUAUUUAAUAACAUGAUGAAUAUUUAAUAACAUAUAUUUAAUAACAUGAUGGAAUAUUUAAUAACAUGAUGGAAUAUUUAAAGACAUGAUGGAAUAUUUAAUAACAUGAUGUAAUAUUUAAUAACGUGAUGUAAUAUUUAAUAACAUGAUGGAAUAUUUAAUAACAUAUAUUUAAUAACAUGAUGGAAUAUUUAAUAACGUGAUGUAAUAUUUAAUAACAUGAUGGAAUAUUUAAUAACAUGUAUUUAAUAACAUGAUGGAAUAUUUAAUGACAUGAUGGAAUAUUUAAUAAUAUGAUGGAAUAUUUAAUAACAUGAUGAAUAUUUAAUGACAUGAUGGAAUAUUUAACAACAUGAUGGAAUAUUUAAUAACAUAUAUUUAAUAACAUGAUGGAAUAUUUAAUGACAUGAUGGAAUAUUUAAUAACAUAUAUUUAAUAACAUGAUGGAAUAUUUAAUAACAUAUAUUUAAUAACAUGAUGGAAUAUUUAAUAACAUGAUGGAAUAUUUAAUAACAUAUAUUUAAUAACAUGAUGGAAUAUUUAAUGGCAUGA
Entelurus aequoreus (snake pipefish) is the source of this 3839-nucleotide messenger RNA. RefSeq lists its product as uncharacterized. The transcript has 2 exons. Bases 69 to 755 code for a protein of 228 amino acids. Lineage: Eukaryota; Metazoa; Chordata; Actinopteri; Syngnathiformes; Syngnathidae. The record is from RefSeq and is a predicted model, not a curated record.